AUGUCAACGCGCGUUGGGCGUGAUGCAUCGGUGUGGACAGAUGUGAUUGCCCGAAUCCUGCUCAACCGCCUCGUCAGUCAGGUUGUGGAACCUAACGUGGCGGAAGAGCCGUGUGGAUUCCGUUCCGGCCGCAGCACUAUAGAUAUGGUGUUUUCGGCACGUCGGUUGCAGCAGAAAUGCAGAGAACGACACCAGCCAUUGUACUCGCUUUUUGUUGAUUUCACCAAGGCAUUUGAUACGGUGAACCGCGAGGCAUUGUCGUUGGUGUUGGGUAAGUUUGGUUUCCCGCGUAAGUCUGUAAGAUUAAUUGAAUGUCUGCACAGUGGUAUGCGAGCGAGGGUGCAGCUGAGUGGAGAGACCUCGGAUGACUUUGCUGUUGUCACUGUUGUGAAGCAAGGCUGUGUCUUAGCUCCUGCCCUGUUUAAUAUAUAUCUUCAUGCAAUGUUAUCUUGUGCUUUUGAUGCGGCUUGUGCUUACGGUGUUCGUGUGGAGCACCGUAUUGAUGGUGGGUUGUUGAAUGUUCGUCGUUUCGGUGCGAGAACCCUAGUCUGUGAUACAGCUAUCCGUAUGUUGCUGUUUGCUGACGACUGUGCGUUGUUUUCUCACAGCGCGGAUGAGUUGCAGUACAUGACUAGUGUUCUGGCUUCGACGUCGGCCAAAUUCGCGCUCAUCAUCAACACAAGCGAAACCGUCUGUCUUUUUCAGCCUUCACCGGAGGUGCAAUCUACAAUGUUGCCGCAAAUCAGCAUUGAUGAUGAAGUAUUGGAAACCACCUCCCGCUUUUGCUACCUUGGGAGUGUGAUGUCGACUGAUCCGCAGCUACAUAGUGAGCUGCGUAUCCGCGUGUCGAAGGCAGCGGCGGCAUUCGGGAAGCAAGAGUACCGAGUGGGGAACAACCAUCAGCUUACCGUUGGCACAAAGGUGAUGGUGUACAAAUCCAUAGUGCUUAGAUCAUGGGAAUCGAAGGCGGCUGAUCGGCGUGCGUGGCGCGAUCUGAUCCCGAAGGCAGUUGCCGAAGUGCAGGAGAAAGCCCUCAUGCAUGCAGAGAAGAAGCGGAAAGCACCGAUGGGUUGUUCUCCAUCGACGUCAAGUGCAUGGUGCUGUAGCACAUGCGGUCGCGAGUGCCUUAGUCAGGCAGGUUUAGUGAGCCAUGAGCGACGCCACUCGGGACCACUACCGAAGCGACGACGGGUCCUGCAAACAACGUAG
This is a messenger RNA of Dicrocoelium dendriticum, 1209 nucleotides long. The record is from the annotation of a GenBank genome assembly. NCBI's taxonomy places the organism in Eukaryota, Metazoa, Platyhelminthes, Trematoda, Plagiorchiida, Dicrocoeliidae.